Musa acuminata subsp. malaccensis (wild Malaysian banana) is the source of this 1770-nucleotide messenger RNA. Its product is annotated as probable UDP-glucosyl transferase 73B6. Gene Ontology annotation, molecular function: UDP-glucosyltransferase activity. The record is from RefSeq and is a predicted model, not a curated record. NCBI's taxonomy places the organism in Eukaryota, Viridiplantae, Streptophyta, Magnoliopsida, Zingiberales, Musaceae.
UCUGGGAGGCAUGUGAUGGAUUCCGUAGCCUCUGAGAACGAUGCCAGGGCGAUCCGCGUCUUCUUCAUCCCCUUCUUCGCCACUGGCCACAUGAUCCCCUUGGUCGACAUAGCCCGCCUCUUCGCCGCCCGGGGCGUUGACUCCACCGUCCUUGUCACCCCCGCCAACGCCGCCCUCAUCCGCGCCACCGUCGACGACGCCGCCGCCUCCGGCCUCCCCCUCCGCACUCUCGUCUACCCCUUCCCUUCCUCCGAGUGCGACCUUCCCCCGGGCGUCGAGAACAUCAGCGCCCUGCCUCCCUCCGAUUCCUACAAGAUCGACGUCGCUACCCCCUUCGCACGCCCCGAACACGAGCGCCUCCUCCGCCUCCACCGCCCUGACGCUGUCGUCGCCGACACUCACUUCCCCUGGACCACCUACAUCGCUCGCGAUCUUGGCGUCCCGCGCAUCGCCUUCCAGGCGCUGGGCCUCUUCCCUGUCUGCGUCAUGGCCUCCGUCAUCCGCAAGAGACCCCACCUGGCCACCUCUGGCGACAACGAGCCCUUCCUCGUGCCGGACCUCCCUCACCCCGUGCACCUAGUCCCCUCCGAGCUCCCCGACUUCAUUCGAGGGGAAACCAUCAUUACAGGCAUCCUUGAAGAGCUCGCAGAGGCGGAGAAAGGCAGCUUGGGCGUCGUCGUCAACAGCUUCGCCGAGAUGGAAGAGGCCUAUGCCGAACACUACCACAAAGUCGGUAGCAUCAGGAGCUGGUUCGUGGGCCCAGUGGCGCUGGCAAACGCCGACGCCAAGGGCCUUGGUGCGCGCGGUGGUGACGACCCUGUCGCCGCCGCAAAUCGCGCGCGGUGCCUCUCGUGGCUCGACGCAAAGGAACCGAAGUCGGUGUUGUACGUGUGCUUCGGAAGCUGGAGCCACUUCAGGGGCGAGCAGCUCCGGGAGAUGGCGCUGGGGAUGGAGGCAGCUGGUCACCCGUUCCUGUGGGUGGUGAGGGACGACGUCGACGAGUGGAUGCCGGACGGGUUCGAGCGGCGGGUGGCGAGCCGGGGGCUGGUGGUCCGGGGUUGGGCCCCGCAGGUGGCCAUCUUGGCCCACGCGGCGGUGGGCGGGUUCGUGACGCACUGCGGGUGGAACUCGGUGCUCGAAGGGGUGACCGCCGGCCUGCCCAUGGUCACGUGGCCGCUGUCGACGGAGCAGUUCAUCAACGAGAAGCUGGUGGUGGGGGUGCUGCGGAUGGGCGUGAGGGCGGCGGAGCGGCCCGGGAGCACGGCAGAGUCAGAGCGCCCACUCGUGGGGGCGGUCGAGCUCGCGAAGGCAGUGGCGAGGGUGAUGGGCGGCGGGGAGGAGGCGGAGGCGAUGCGCAGGAGGGCGAGGGAGCACGGGAAGAUGGCGAGGGCGGCGGUGACCGAGGGCGGGUCGUCUUACAAGGGCCUGAGUGAUUUGAUAGAGGAGAUCCGGAAGUGGCACGCGGAGAGGAUGAGCAGUGCCGCCGCAGUGAUCGCCACGUAGCUGUAGCCACUUCGUUUCCCUCGUUUCCCGCGUCGAACUGUCGUCCACCUUCGUUUCCCUCCCUCUUUUCACGUGAAUGGCUGCCGAUGUCUUCUGCUGUGAUCGUUGACAUCUGAUGGAGUGCAUCGUUGCAGAGGAGUGAUUACGGACCCAUUCCUGUUGUUUUAUGCCACUUGUGCAAACCUAAUCUGUUGUCAUUAUGUGCUUUGAAGACCCACUCAAUUUGCUAAUAUAUUAUGCGUCGGUGUUUUUUCUUUAAUAAAUAAA